This is a messenger RNA of Cotesia congregata, 1302 nucleotides long. Lineage: Eukaryota; Metazoa; Arthropoda; Insecta; Hymenoptera; Braconidae. The record is from the annotation of a GenBank genome assembly.
AUGGAUCAACUAACUCCUACAAAACAUUUAAGCACAAUGUAUGACUCUAAUGGAGAAUUAGAUUUUGCGUUACUAAGGCGAAUUAAAAUGGAGCCAGACACAAUAUUAUCACAUGAUGACGAUAUCAUGGCACAGUUACACCAAGACAGUUCAGAUCUGGAAGUCGAGCCUAGUUUUGCAUUAGAACAACUGAACGAGGAAGACACUAAUCCUGAAAAUCUUCAUAUGCAACACAUGGACAUUAGACAACCUCUGUCAACAUUGAAAAUGUUACUGGAACAAAAAUUAAACUUUGACUUGAGCGAUUUUCAAUUUUGGCUCCAAGAUGCCCAAGUUUUGGAAAGUCAUAAAAAUUUAGUUGACCAAUGCGUUCAAGGUGAAGGUCUGGUACAAGUAAAUGUAAAAAUAAAUUUAGCACAAAAAAAAAUAAACAUUGUUGAUGUUUUAAAACCUGCUGAAGACUAUGUUCAAGUAGAGGAUCAAUCUCCAGAACCUGCUCAAGAAGAAAAAAAAGUUAUUAAAUGGACGGUUGAUACUCAUUAUAAACAAGAACAAGAUCGUUUGAAAAUACCGAGUGAUCCAAUGGAGUGGUCACAAACUCACGUUAAACAUUGGCUGCAGUGGGCAGUAAGACAGUUUAAUCUUACAUCAAUACGAUUAGCUGAUUGGAAUAUAAUUGGCGAACAAUUGUGCAACCUUGAACUCGAAGAAUUUAAAACAAAGGUUCCAAAUGACAAGGGUGACAUAUUUUGGACCCAUUUAGAGUUGUUGAGAAAAUGUAAAUUAGUCACUGUCAUUCAAAAAGAUCAGCCUGAAAGCUCCCAGGACAGUAAUAAAGCUAUUAUGAAAAUCCGUAAUCAAAAACCGACGAAACCGCGAGCAGUUAUCAACCAGCAUCCCCGAUUAGUCAGUGUGCCUUUAGCAGAGCCACCCCAGCAAAUACCUCUAGCAACUUCAAGUCGCGCUGUUACUAGUAGUCAAAUACAACUGUGGCAGUUUUUGUUAGAGCUACUGACAGAUCGUGAACACAGAGAACAUAUUGAGUGGGUCGGAAGCGAGGGUGAAUUUAAGUUACAUAAGCCGGAUAAAGUUGCGAGUUUGUGGGGCAAACGGAAAAAUAAACCCUCGAUGAAUUAUGAAAAGUUGAGUCGCGCUUUACGGUAUUACUAUGACGGCAACAUGAUUUCUAAGGUCCAGGGUAAGAGAUUUGUAUAUAAGUUCGAUUGUGAUUUAAAAAACCUGCUUGGUUAUUCUGCUGAAGAAUUAAGUAAUAUUGUUAAUGAAUCUCCUAAGUAUUGUUGA